Arvicanthis niloticus (Nile rat) is the source of this 4952-nucleotide messenger RNA. RefSeq names its product ninein like (gene Ninl). Gene Ontology annotation, biological process: microtubule anchoring at centrosome. Gene Ontology annotation, cellular component: centrosome. The record is from RefSeq and is a predicted model, not a curated record. NCBI's taxonomy places the organism in Eukaryota, Metazoa, Chordata, Mammalia, Rodentia, Muridae. Gene Ontology annotation, molecular function: calcium ion binding.
CAGCCCGCAUCCUGGACUCUGCGUUCACAGAGCGGAGCCUCCCACUCCUCAGCCUGCUAUGGGAUGGACAACGAAGAAGAGAACCACUAUGUGUCACGUCUCAGGGACGUCUACAGCAGUUGUGACACCACAGGGACUGGGUUUCUGGAUCAGGAAGAGCUGACCCAGCUAUGUACUAAGCUUGGCCUGGAGGAGCAGCUGCCAGCACUCCUUCACAUUCUUCUUGGAGAUGACCGCUUGGCCAGGGUUAACUUUGAGGAAUUCAAGGAAGGCUUUGUGGCUGUGCUGUCAUCUGGUUCUGGCAUAGAACCCUCUGAUGAGGAAGGUAGUUCUUCAGAGUCAGCUACUUCCUGUGCUGUCCCUCCAAAGUACAUGAGUGGCUCUAAGUGGUAUGGCCGUCGGAGCCUACCUGAGCUCGCUGACUCUGCCACCACAACCAAAUACGGAUCAGAACAGCAGGCCAAAGGCAGUGUGAAGCCUCCGCUGAGACGCUCUGCAUCUCUGGAAAGUGUGGAGAGCCUCAAAUCAGAUGAAGACGCUGAGAGUGCUAAAGAGCCUCCGAAUGAAUUAUUUGAAGCACAAGGCCAGCUGCGAUCCUGGGGUUGUGAGAUCUUCGGGACACCCCGCAAAUCCUGUAGCCCCUCCUUCAACACUCCUGAGAACCAGGUCCAGGGCAUCUGGCAUGAGCUGGGGGUUGGAAGCAGUGGUCACCUGAAUGAGCAGGAGCUGGCUGUGGUCUGCCGAAGCAUCGGGCUCCAUGGUCUUGAGAAACAGGAACUUGAAGAACUGUUCAGCAAACUGGACCAAGAUGGAGAUGGCAGAGUGAGUCUUGCAGAGUUUCAGCUUGGCCUGUUUGGUCAUGAGCCUCCUUCGCUUCCAGCAUCUUCCAGUUUGAUCAAACCAAACAGGCCUUGGUCUCAUUAUCAGGAGGAGAGCGGCUGCCAGACCACCACAACCUCAUCCCUCGUGUCUGUGUGCUCUGGCCUGCGCCUGUUCUCCAGUGUCGACGAUGGCAGUGGCUUUGCCUUUCCCGAGCAGGUCAUCUCCGCAUGGGCCCAGGAGGGCAUUCAGAAUGGCAGGGAGAUCUUGCAGAGCCUGGACUUCAAUGUGGAUGAGAAGGUGAACCUCUUGGAGCUGACCUGGGCCCUUGACAAUGAACUCCUAACAGUUGAUGGUGUCGUCCAGCAGGCAGCCCUGGCCUGCUACCGCCAGGAACUGAGCUACCACCAAGGGCAAGUGGAGCAGCUGGUACAGGAGCGGGACAAGGCGAGGCAGGACCUGGAGAAAGCUGAGAAGAGGAACCUGGACUUUGUGCGAGAAAUGGAUGACUGCCACUCAGCCCUGGAACAACUGACAGAAAAGAAAAUCAAGCACCUAGAGCAAGAGUACAGGGGAAGGCUGAGCCUCCUGCGGUCCGAGGUAGAGAUGGAGCGGGAGCUGUUCUGGGAGCAAGCCCGCAGGCAGAAAGCCAUGCUGGAGCAGGAUGUGGGCCACCUCCAGGCGGAGGAGACCAGUCUCCGAGAGAAACUGACAUUGGCUCUGAAGGAAAACAGUCGAUUGCAGAAGGAGAUCAUAGAAGUGGUAGAAAAGCUUUCGGACUCAGAGAAGCUGGUCCUGCGUCUGCAGAGCGACCUCCAGUUUGUGCUGAAGGACAAGCUGGAGCCUCAGAGCAUGGAACUCCUGGCCCAGGAAGAGCAGUUCACAGCCAUCCUGAACGAUUAUGAACUUAAGUGCAGGGACCUACAGGACCGCAAUGAUGAGCUGCAAGCAGAGUUGGAAGGCCUGCGGGCGCGGCUGCCCAGGAGUCGACAGAGCCCCUCAGGGACCCCAGGCACCCAUAGAAGGAGGAUCCCUGGACGUGGCCCAGCAGACAAUCUGUUUGUGGGUGAGUCUACUCCAAUGAGUUUGGAGACAGAGAUAAUGAUGGAGCAGAUGAAAGAACAUUACCAAGAGCUCAGGAUGCAGCUGGAGACCAAGGUAAAUUACUAUGAGAAGGAAAUUGAGGUCAUGAAGAGAAAUUUUGAGAAGGAUAAAAAGGAGAUGGAGCAGGCAUUCCAGCUUGAGCUCAGCGUACUGGAGGGCCAGAAGGCAGAUCUGGAGGCCCUGUAUUCCAAGUCACAGGAGGUCAUCCUGGGCCUGAAGGAGCAGCUGCAGGAUGCAGCACGAAGCCCUGAGCCUGUGCCGGCUGGGCUGGCCCACUGCUGUGCACAGGCCCUGUGCACUCUGGCCCAGCGGCUAGAAGUGGAAAUGCACCUGCGACACCAGGACCAGCUACUGCAGAUAAGGAGAGAGGCUGAAGAAGAGCUGAACCAGAAGCUGUCAUGGCUAGAAGCUCAGCAUGCUGCCUGCUGUGAGAGUCUGUCGCUGCAGCAUCAAUGUGAGAAGGACCAGCUGCUGCAGACACACCUGCAGCGAGUGAAGGACCUGGCUGCUCAGCUUGCCUUGGAGAAGGGGCGGCGGGAGGAAAGGGAACAGGAGGUCCUGGCACACUGUCGGAGGCAGCAAUUGAAGCUGCAGGCUGUGAUGAGUGAAGAGCAGGCACGGAUCUGCAGAUCAUUCACCCUGGAGAAGGAGAAGCUAGAACAAACCUACAGGGAGCAAGUAGAGGGACUUGCCCAGGAGGCAGACGUGCUGCGUGCUCUCUUGAAGAAUGGAACCACUGUGCUGAGUGACCAGCAGGAGAGGACACCCAGCUCCAUGUCCCUGGGUCCAGACAGCAGGCAGGAGCCACCAGCCUGGCAAGCUGUCAGCCCUGAUGGAAGGACAGAGGCACCAGCAGAGUGGCCUGGCCUAGGGAGAGCUGAGGGCAGGGAUCUUCCUGGCCAGCCUUGUAGUAUAGAUGCCAUACCAAGCCCAACCCUUACCCGACUGUCCAGAAGGCCCUCAGAGAACCUGGGUGUCAGAGACAAUCAUCAGGGUCCACUCAGUGCUGAGGAGGGAGCUAUCCCAAAGGAGCCAGAACCUUCUGCCAGGACCUUAACAGGCCAAGGCCAGAAGCUGCCCUUGCCUAUUCAGCCACAAAUGCUGGAGCCAUGGUUAGGCCCAGCCUCUCUGGACAGGAAGCCAGCCUCUGUUGGGGUUCAUGGACAGGCUUCAGAAGGGCCUACUAGGAAUGGUGAAGGUGUCCAAGAGGCGUGGCUCCAGUUCAAGGAAGAAGCUGCAAGGAUGAGACCCUCAGUGCCCUGCUCUGAGCUCCCAAAGCCACAAGAGGCCAAAGUGAUGUCAGAGAGUGAGAUGAAUGAUGUGAAGACCAAACUUCUACAGCUGGAAGAUGUUGUCCGGGCUCUUGAAAAGGCAGAUUCCAGAGAGAGUCACAGGGCUGAGUUACAAAGGCUUUCUGAAGAAAACUUUGUGUUGAAAAGUGACCUGGGGAAAAUUCAACUGGAACUGGAAACUUCAGAGAGCAGAAAUGAAGUGCAGAGGCAGGAAAUUGAGGUCUUAAAGAGAGACAAGGAGCAGGCCUGCUUUGACCUGGAAGAGCUCAGCACACAGACUCAGAAAUACAAGGAUGAAAUGUCACAGCUCAACUGCAGGAUCCUCCAGCUAGAAGAUUCCUCUGCUCCCCAUACCCAGAAGGAAGAAAAUCACAUUGCUAUUAAGGUGUUAAUGAAGAAGCUGGAGGAGGCAGGGUGCCUGGAGAAACAGCAGGGUAAUCAAAUCCAAAACCUGAAAAUUGAACUAGAACGUGUGAAUGAGGAAUGCCAGUGCUUAAGACUGUCACAGGCGGAGCUGACAGAAAGCCUCAAAGAAAGUCGAGGCCAGCUACACAGUGUCCAGCUGAGGCUGGAGGCAGCUCAGUCCCAGCAUGAGCAGAUUGUCCAGCGCAUGCAGGAACAGGUGAGUCAGUUGGUUCCUGGAGCCCGUGUAGCUGAGCUGCAGCACCUGCUCAACCUCAAGGAAGAGGAGGCUGGGAGACUAAAUGCACAGCAGGAAGAAUACAGGCAGCUACUGAAGGCCAGGGAGGACCAGGUGGAGGAUGCCGAGGCUCGGUUCCGCAACGUGGAGUGGCUGCUACAGGAGAAGGUGGAGGAGCUCAGGAAACAGUUUGAGAAGAAUACCAGAACUGAUCUGCUGCUCAAGGAACUGUAUGUGGAAAAUGCUCACCUCAUGAAAGCUGUUCAGCUCACAGAAGAGAAGCAGCGAGGAGCCGAGAAGAAAAACUGUGUCUUGGAAGAAAAAGUUCGAGCUCUCAACAAACUUAUCAGUAAGAUGGCACCUGCAUCACUUUCUGUAUAGAGGCUGCUAGUCCUUGGAGUUCAUGUGAAGGAAUGUCUUUUUAAAUAAUGCUACUCUGAUGCCAUAAUUUUCUAUGGCUCACUAGCUACACUCCCUGGAUAUCAGGACUGAUUCCUGUUCACCUGACAAACAUUCAGUGAAUGUCUACUAUGUGCCAGGUUCUGGGAAAACAGGCAGGGUACAGUCACUUUUGGCCAAGAGUCUUGGGUAACAUCCUGGGUUGAAGUCACCAAACUUGAUCUUACUGAAGAAAAAACAAACAAACAAAAAACCAAAACUCAGACCCUCAGCAAAGAACAGUGGAGAGAAAGUAGCCGAGUACUUUGAGCGUUGAGCUUUGAGCUAGAAGUGCAGAAUCGGGUUUUAGUGACUUAGCAAUUCGCUGUCCUGUGUGGGCCGUCAUCAGAGCCCCCCUUGUGGGGCAGUACACACCCCCAGGAAGAGGGCAUUCCCCAGCAGUCCUCUGCUGCUCCUGGGGGUGGAAGAAGCUGGCACCCGAGGUAAUGGGCUCAGGGAUAGCAGUGUUCAGUGAAAGUGCAAUCUCAUUACAAAAAAUGCUGUCACACUGGAAAUUGUACAUUUUUUUAAAGAAAAGGUAUAGUUUUAUAACUGAGAUGUACCUCAAUUAUGACUAUUUGGUUUGUGAGUAUUCUACUGUGAUAUGAAAAAGUUCCUGUAUUUUCAAUAACUUUUUUAUUAAAAUUGAUUUAACUCUU